This is a messenger RNA of Spinacia oleracea (spinach), 6633 nucleotides long. RefSeq lists its product as uncharacterized. The coding region runs from base 3290 to 6286 and encodes 998 amino acids. Gene Ontology annotation, molecular function: transposase activity; DNA binding; zinc ion binding. The transcript has 4 exons. NCBI's taxonomy places the organism in Eukaryota, Viridiplantae, Streptophyta, Magnoliopsida, Caryophyllales, Amaranthaceae. Gene Ontology annotation, biological process: DNA transposition. The record is from RefSeq and is a predicted model, not a curated record.
UUUCGAAAACGAAUUUAAUUUAAUUAAAGCCCAGUUGAUUUGCCAUGAUCAAACCCAACAAAGCUUGGAAGGAGUAAACUUAAUUGAGCCCGGUAAUAAGCCCAACCCAAACUACCAUAACCUAGCCCACAUGGGAGAGAAAAACUAUAAAUAAGACGUUGUUUCAUUCUUCUUUUUAUGCCGUUGUGCAUUGGAAUUCCUGUCGGUAUGGCCCGACUGUCGGUAGUAGCCCGACUUAUUAUUUUGGUGUAUGGUUGGCUCCCAUCACCCUUUUCAUUCCUUUUUAGGAUACUUUACUUUACCCGUUCGAAGCUACUUUUUUUUAUUAAACUGUGAGUCAAGGGUCGUGUCAAGUGUCGAGUCUUGUCUCCAUGUUUACUUGUUUAUUAUAUGGCUUUUGCAUGUGGAUUGUUUAUUCGUCGAGUGAAGCAUGUUAGGAUAGAAUGUUAUUCUAUCUUGUUCGUACUCAGCUUUUGCUGACUUCGUGCUUCAUGUCUUCUGGUCAUGGCCUUUGCCUUAAUGACCCUAUGAUGAUCCAUCAAUUGCAUUUGCGUUGUUGGGGAGUAGAAUUUUAAUAAAGCAGGUUUGUAGAGAUAACUUGCGGGAGAAGUUAUCAUGGGAUUCGUGUUGAUAGUUUAAUCUUCCGUAUUUAUAAACUCUAUUUUUAUUUAUAGUCAUGAAUAAUACUAUUGCUACUAUUUAUAGUUAAUGGAUUUCAAAUGAUUUAAUACUUUGGUUUUGGGCCUUAGUGGUCCCAACUUGUUUUAAUAACCAUUAACUAUUUAUUUAAUAUAUUUUGAAAGUUAGUUAAUUCCGCUGCGUAAUACUAGUAAAUAGCUUUAGCCGUUAUCACGGUGGCGGUAAUAUCUUGGUAAUUCCUGUGUUUUAAGUCGAAAAAUGUUUUAUACAAAGCAAGGAAUUAUUAGGGUGUUACAUCUACCUAUUUAUCCUAGAUCCUCCUCUUCCAUCAUUUGUUUCCAUUCACUCUCUCCCUCUUUGUCUCGCCUGAAACUACCAGUGUCACCUCCGCUCACCAACAUUGCAACACCAAAAUUUAUCCCUACUCCUCCAUUAACCUGCCACUACGACUACCCGUUAAUUGCAACUACCUAAAAUCACAUCGCUCCCUCUCUCACACACACACCCUCUCUCUCCUCCACGGAUUCCCACCAUAGCAUCCCCACCAUCUCUCUAUCCUCCACAUCCACAGUUCACCCGGCCCCUCCCUCCCCUCUAAUCAAUUACAUUCUUAAAUAAUUUGCAACUUGGGGAUACAAUGAAAUACUAUAAUUAUUAACCGGAAUAGUUUGAUUGAACAAUUAACAAAAAGAAAAGAGGUAAUUAGUCAAGAUAUUGAAAUGGUGGAAAGAUUAUGCGGAUGAGAAUCUGUGAGUUUUUCGAGGCUUUUCAACUUAAUUAAGUACUCAAAACCAUCACUACCUACGUUAUUGCAAGCAGCGACUUUAGUGGGGACGAAUGAGUUUUUUUUCUUCUAAUAGUAGAGUAGUCAGUGUCAAGGGGAGACUAAGGUGAGCGAGGGACAUCGUCACAUUGCUGGCAAUGUCGAGUCAUUGAUGUAGCACACGUCUUGAAUUUCCGGAGGAUGCCAUGGGGAAUAGAGAGAAAGGAGGAUGCCAUGGAAAGGAGAGGAGAACAACCACGGUCCUCGGGAGUGAGGAGGAGAAAUAAAAAUGUGUUUUUAAUUAUCAUAAACUUAAAAUUAAACGAAUUUAAACCAAUUGGAAAGUGACACUUGCCAAAUUAACAUGUAAAUACAGCUACCAACCGAUCAAAGACUGUUUUGGAAAGAUGAACCUCAAAGGUUGGAUUAUUUCAUAAAUUUUACAAAGGUGAGACUGUUUUUAGAAGGACGACCUAAGGUUUGCUUAUUUUUUAAAAUUUUUCUUAAAAUUAUAGGCAAAAGGGCGGUUAGGCAUACAAGUGUAUAAUACAUAUACUUGGACUACUCCUCCGUCCCUUAAUACUCGCAUCGAUUUGACCGGUGCGGAGUUUAAGACACUUGAAUUAACUUAUUAAUUUAAUGGGUGGUGGUUGAUAGUGAGGUAUUUUUUUUAAUAUAGUUAGUUAAGGAGUGGGGAGUGGGGAGUGAGAGGUGUGAAUUUUUUUUUUUUUUGGUAUGCAAGCAUUAUAAUUAAUAUCAAACAAGGUCAAUACAACCUAGCCAACUCAAACUGGGAAGGCAACACACAACAACUAACUGCCACAGCAGGCAACACAUAACACCUAGCAGCUAACAAACUAGCUACACACUGCUACAACCAUACAACAAUUACAAACUGAGGAACCCAUCUCUCCUGCUCACUUUCUGACUCAUGACUAUUGUGAUCCUAUCUCUCACAAGUUGCUUCAAACUCCCUAUCACAGAAUGCACUGCUGGCACGAGGUGUGAAUUUUUAAAUGACUUUUUGUAGGGAGUAGGGGUGUAGGUGAGUUAGUAGGUAAGCGUGAGAAUAAUAUAAUACUGCUAAAAAAAAUUCAUUUAUAGAAGCGGUGCAAGAAUUAAGACAAUGUAAAGUUCCAUCAUUCAUGAUUUGUGUUAUAUAUCACGACAAUGAAAGUAAUUUUCUUAUAAGUGCCCUACUUGGGAAAAUAUAUAUGUAUGAUAUUUCAAAGUAUCAUCACGCAGGAUUGGAUCUUGUUAGAUUCGCCUCAUUAUAUAUUUAAAAACAUCAGAUUCUUAUAAUUUUUUCUCAUAUGAAAUUAACUAAUAAACUACUUCCUCCGUUCAUUUUUACUCGCAAGUUUGUCAGUUUCACGCAUAUCAAUGCAAACCUUUGAUCAUUAAUAUCUUUAACGGUUUUUUCAUGAAAUGCCCCUGAGGUUUGCAAUAAUGCACCAAAUACACCUGCGCGUUUCAAAAUUCAUAAAAUACCCCUAAAGUUCCGUACUGUUCAUUAAAUGCUCCUGGAUUUAACGGACGUUAGCUUGCCGUUAGUGACGUUUUACCAAUUUGCCCUUAAUUGUUGUUUGGCGCGAUUUAGGUAACAAUUGUGACUGAAAUUCCAAAAAAAAAAAAAACUUCUCAACUUCUCUUCUUUCUCUCUCCUUUCCCCUGUUCUUCAACCCUCAUCAAUUCUACUGUAACUGACAAAAUUCUGGGUAGAUCUUCAAGAAUUUAGUGAAAUUUGUUGCGUUCUCUUUUGGCGAGUUCGUGGGUGUUCGUUUGGUGAAUUCGCGACAAAAAGGGGGCAACUUGGAGGCGAUUUAGAGCUUCGGGUGCAGUGGACGAACAAGGGCCCUUUUCCUAGUUGGAUUAUCUACUUCAAGGAUGACUGCAAUGUGGUUGUUAUUGCAUCAUGGAUCACAUAGCUUUGAUGUGAGAGUUACAGACAUGGAAAAGUAUCGUCUUUUGAGGUUGUUUUUGGAUAUUUUUGAGGAAUCUGUUAGGCAGGAUGUGUUUUUACCUAGUACAUUUGCCCUGUUUAUUGAGUCUCCCUGUGGUAGAGUUGAGUUGGUAGAUGAUAAGACAAUGAAGCUAAUGUGGGGAUGGAAUUGGGGUAAGGACACUACUGAAAUAUGGGUUGAGGGUACAGACAAACCAGGAGUGGUGUUUAGAAAUGCUGUUGCCACAAUUGAGCAUCAUAGGAAGGAGAGUGAGAGAAAGCUCAAAGAGAGACAAGAUGAACUUCUUAGGGCUCAAAGAAAGGAGGAAGAGGAAAUGAGGAAAAAACAGGAGAGAGAGGACAUUUUAAGGGAACUUCAAGAACAAAUGGAGUACACAAUAGCUGUGGAGGUGCCUGUGGUUGAUUGUGAGGACUUAAGCACUGAGUAUGUGAGGAUUAUAAGCAAGGAUGGUGCUGAUGAGGUGUUUCCAGGAGCCUCUCAACCACAACCCACACAAGAAUCUUCACCCUCCAAAAAACCUACUUCUCCUAAACCAAAACAAAAGGCCAAAGUCAAGCCAACUACUCCAAAAGCUCCUAAGGUUCCUAAAGCCAAGAAACUGACCCCUAAGAGGAGACCCACCCCAACUCAAAAACAGGCCACACCAAAGGCAAAAAAACCCACCCCAACAACAAAAAAGCCCACCUCAACACCACAACAACCCACCCCAACUCCAGAACAAUCAAUCCCACCAGCACAGCAACCCACCCCAACAACACAGCAGCCCAUCCCACCACCACAGCAACCCAACCCAUCACCACAAACACACCCCACCCAUUCCCCACCACCACAGAACACCCAAAAUGAUCAACCACCCCAUUCUCCACCACCACAGAACACCCAAAAUGAUCAGCCACCCCAUUCAACACCAACACAGAAUCAGUCUGAAGCUGUUAAAAGGAAGGGGGCCAGAACUAGACCUACAGGGUUCAGGGUGAACAAAGUGACUGCCAAGAAAGCUGGAACUUGGGUAUCCAAAGGGAAGGGCAUAGGUAGGAAGGGUACAGGGAGGUCAAAGAGCGCAAGGGUGUUCACUGAUAUUGAGGAUAUAGGUUCAGAAGAGGAGAGUGAGGAUUCAGAUUGGGAGGAAUCUGAACCAGACUCUGAACUAGAGGAGGAUAAACUUGAUGAUUGGGUUGACUCUGAUGUGGAGGCUGAGGUGAUAACAGAUGAUGUGCCUGACUUAUUGUUUGAGGAAUGUUUGGAUGGUUCUAGUAAGAUGGAUAAGGCCUACAAGAAUGGAAAGAUAUGGACUCAUCAACCAUAUGGGUCCAUCAAAUUAGAACCUUGGUUGAUCUUUCCAGACAAGUCCACUUUCCUAGAUGUUUUGAGGAUUUUUUGCAUACAAGAGGGGUUUGGACUAAGUGUUGAGAGGGCUGACAGUAAGAGGUACACUGCAGUGUGUGCAAUAGAAACUUGUGACUGGAGGAUACAUGCAAGUAAGAUGUUUGACAGUGUCAGUUGGGCUAUUAAGGGGAUCAGUGGGUGCCACAAAACUUGUGGGAGAUUGGAGGAGAACCCUGUGGUGACCUCUGAGUGGCUAUGUAAGAACAUGAUGAGUCUAAUUGAGGCCAACACUGAAAUUCCUGUUGAGACAUUGAGAAGGUAUGCACAGGAGACAUUUCAAUUGAGGGUUAAAAAGAGAUUGUUGUACAAAGUAAGGAGUAUGGCAGUAGAGAAGAUACAUGGUGGUUGGGCUGAGGCUUAUGAGUUGCUUCCUAGGUAUGCUGAGAUGAUUAAACAGACAAACCCAAGAAGUUAUGCACUGAUUUCAUGGGGUGCUACAAGUGGGGAUGUGAACCCCAAGUUCAGAGCUUGUUUCUUCUCCUUUGCUGCUCAAGUCAAGGGGUUUUUGAGGGGGUGCAGGCCUAUAAUUGGAAUAGAUGGGGCUCAUCUAAGUGGGUUUUACAAGGGAAUCCUACUCACAGCUGUUGGCAUUGAUGGGAACAAUGAAAUAUUUGUUCUGGCUUAUGGGAUAGUGGACACUGAGAGCUGUGAUAGUUGGACACAUUUCAUGAGAUGCUUGAGGCAGAUGUUUGAGCAAGAGGGUUGCAACAAAGAUGAUUGGACCUUCAUCAGUGACAGGAUGAAGGGAGUUGACUUGGCAGUGAGAGAUACUUUUCCUAGAGCUACUAGGAGAGUUUGCUGCCAACACUUGUACAUGAAUUGCAAAAACAAUGGAUUUAGUGGAUCUGCUUUCUUCAAACUGUUUUGGAUAGCUGCAAAUGCACACAAUGAGUAUGUGUAUGGUAAAGCAUUAGAGAAGAUCACUGCUCAUGAUCCAAAUGCUGCUGCAUACUUGGACACAUGCCAGGAGCAGUGGUCCAGGCAUAUGUUUGACCCUUCUGUUUGUUGUGAUCACAACACAACAAACUUUGUGGAGUCAUUCAAUGCAUGCACAAAACCAUACAGAGACAUGCUUGUAUUCUCAUUGUUGGAAGCAAUCAGAAAGUGGUGUAUGGAGAGGGUUGGGGCAAGAUUUGACAUGGCAAUUGAUAUGGAGGAUGGUCAGUUGACUGAGUAUGCCAAGAAAGAGGUGGAUGAAAGAACAGGAGAGUCUAGGUUCUGCUAUGCUACAGCCUGUGGUGGGGGGGAAUUUGAGGUCAGAGAUGCACAUGUGAACUUCCCCAUCAGGUUAUCAACUAGAAGCUGUGGGUGUGGGAAGUGGCAAAUUUCUGGAAUCCCCUGCAAGCAUGCACUCAGGGUGAUUUAUGACCAAAGGCUGAACCCCAUUGAUUUUGUCUCCCCAUUCUUCAAGUCUGCUGCAUACAAGCUUACAUAUGCAGACCACAUUCACCCCAUGUCAGACCCAACACAGUGGCCUAACUUUUCUCUCCCUACCAUUCAGCUUUUAGGUUAUGAUACAUAUGACAUUACAUAAAUCAUGCGGAAACAACCAUUAACCCAGGACAACAUAUUAUUUACACAUAAUCAUAUAGCAUAAUUUAGAUGCAUACUCUUUGUUGCGUGCCCUCCCUAGCUGCGCCCGAACCGAACAAGAACAAGUCUUUUAGGACUCCAAGUGUCGUCCCUCCGUAGAUAGUCCACAGCACGUCCGGAUCCGCCUUAAGAUUGACCAACUAGAAUCGCCCUUAAGGUACUAGAAAAUUUCGGCACUUUUGAGCAAGAUGUGUGUUUGAUUUUCUCUCAAAAAAACUCACUUUUGAAUACUUUUAAACUUGUGUAUAAAUUAUGACCCCUAGGCCUUUAUUUAUAGAGUUAUGGAAA